UUGGAGUGAAUCAAAAGACCAGCGAUUUGCUGCAAAGACACCAGUUGAAAAAGGAAAAUUGCAGAAGCCAAGCAAUAGAAUCCACGCUGCUGGACGCAGACACCACUUGUCUUAACUACCUGUCGCUCACGUCAAGUCUUCUCAAAAUGGCCGUUAUGCUGAAACCCUGGACCGUCUUGGUCGCCUUGGUGUUGUGCGUGCUGGUGUGUCUCGGGACUUUCGUGGACGCUUACCCACCUAAACCGGAGAACCCCGGAGAAGACGCGGCUCCCGAAGAGCUGGCCAAAUACUACACCGCGCUCAGACACUACAUCAAUCUCAUCACGAGACAGAGGUAUGGAAAGAGGUCCACCCAGGAGGGAGUGAUGUCAGAGUUGCUGUUCGGCAACAAUGCAGAGAGAGACCAGAGAUCAAGAUAUGACGACUCCUACGUGUGGUGAUUCCUCUUCCUCAUUGGGCAUUCUCUCCAGGUGUCCACCAAUACCUGGAGAGGCCAACCAGUGCCUCCCACAACCGCCACCCCCUCUGACCCAUGGCCACAACCAAUGACCAUCACAGGACCUUAAGACAACAUAAAAAUCAACCUUAUAUAGCUAACCCUCCUUUCCCCCCUCUUCUCUCUCUCUCUGACUUCUCACUCGAAGUCUCAGCCUCACUUCCUCACACGAAGACAAUUGUACAUAAUGAAUAGUUGAUUUAAGAUCUAAAAUAAAAAAUAUAAUGAUUUGAUGAAAUCAUAUGUGUAACCUACAAUGCUGUAUGUCUUAGCAGAGUAUGCUCUUUUAUGGUUGGAACUGUAUAAAUGCUUUGUGUGUGAUUAAAGUUUGAUGGAUGACUAUGA
Oncorhynchus mykiss (rainbow trout) is the source of this 841-nucleotide messenger RNA. RefSeq names its product peptide YY. Gene Ontology annotation, cellular component: extracellular region. Gene Ontology annotation, molecular function: neuropeptide hormone activity; neuropeptide Y receptor binding. The record is from RefSeq and is a predicted model, not a curated record. Lineage: Eukaryota; Metazoa; Chordata; Actinopteri; Salmoniformes; Salmonidae. Gene Ontology annotation, biological process: neuropeptide signaling pathway; feeding behavior.